GUCCCUGACAGAUACCUACCACACUGAGUGCACCAUUUCAACUCCCGCCAAGAAUUGCAUCCCCUCCAACAACCAAAAGAAAGGAACCCCUUCUCUAAUCUAAAUCCUCUUCAAGAGAAGCUUUACAAGCCCAAAAGGAAGAAGCAAAUUUGUACCACAAAAUUGGCCAUGGUGUGAUGGUGUGUCUUCGUUCAUCAACUGCAAUGGCCGGGAGGAUUUCUCGGUACACUGCUUUGUUCUUGGCAGUAUUGCUGGUUUUGAGCUCUACUUGUGAAGGUGUUCGGAUGGCGCUGAAGAAUAUGAACAAGCCGUGCGAUGAAAUUUACGUUGUUCGUGAAGGAGAGACGCUGCAAACUAUCAGUGAAAAAUGUGGGGAUCCAUAUAUUGUUGAAGAGAACCCACAUAUCCAUGACCCAGACGAUGUUUUCCCUGGCCUCGUUAUCCAGAUUACUCCUUUCAAAAAUCGCUAGUCAUGAGCUUCCAUUCCUUUGCAUCAUUGCACGUUUGAGGGCAACAAGUGGUGCAAGGACACUUAGCUCAUCAUCACCACCACCACCACCACCACCACAGCCUCCAUCGUCAGGUUUCUAACACAUCAAAGCUCUUUGUCUUUGGGGAUUCAUAUGCUGAAACAGGCAACACCGCGA
This is a messenger RNA of Alnus glutinosa, 647 nucleotides long. RefSeq lists its product as uncharacterized. NCBI's taxonomy places the organism in Eukaryota, Viridiplantae, Streptophyta, Magnoliopsida, Fagales, Betulaceae. The record is from RefSeq and is a predicted model, not a curated record. The transcript has 2 exons. The coding region runs from base 177 to 470 and encodes 97 amino acids.